AAAAAAUAUGAAAUAAUAAAAGUUAAUAAAUAAAAGAUUCAGCAAGUCUAAUAAAUCCAAUGAAUGCAAUACUUUGUUGUUCUAAAGGUAAAUUUUCCAUUGGUUAUUGCUCCAGAACUCAGCAAGUUGUGGUUGUGGUCUUGACGACAUUUCCCAACGUUUACAAAGAGUACGACUUGGAUCUUAAGUUAAAGCGAAUUCCAGAUGAAAGAUAGCCAAAACGUAAGUUCUGCAACGAUAAUAGGCUGCUUUGAAUGAAACGAAAAGAAUCAUAAUCAGCAAGAAAG
This is a messenger RNA of Ascoidea rubescens DSM 1968, 287 nucleotides long. RefSeq lists its product as uncharacterized. Bases 60 to 215 code for a protein of 51 amino acids. The record is from RefSeq and is a predicted model, not a curated record. The transcript has a single exon. Lineage: Eukaryota; Fungi; Ascomycota; Saccharomycetes; Ascoideales; Ascoideaceae.